CGAAGCUUUGCCCCAGAAUGACGUUAGUCCCUAUUUACAUGUUUGCAGAACCAUUGCGGACAGAGGGAUGUGGGCCGACUGUGCAACCGGAUUUUUGAAAGCUAUGAGUUCAUGUCAAUGGUUGGGGAAUUGGUUGCAGCAAGUAACCCGAACAAUGCUUACCCCGCCCUCCCUGCGUUGUGGAAAACAGGGCUUGCAGGGGAGGAAGGUCCUGAAGGCUUGCGCUUCAUGAAAGACUAAUAAAAAUAAACAGCUCCACAAUUUUUCGUGUCUCUGCAUCGAGUUCCCUUGGCCGUUGUAGAAAAAGCAGAAAGCAAUUGAAGACAAAUGAGAUUUGCUGCGGCUCCAAAUUUAAAAGUUUAUGAUUUGGGGGGUAAUUUGGGUGCCAAGAAAGACUAAACUAGCACCCAGUCGGUCCACUCACCGCCUUUGAACCUGGUGGCCGGCAGUAUGCAAAAAAUAACCAUCGCCAGCCGUUCGUGUCGCACCACCAGCUCGACGGCCAUCCCCUCCACGCCCGGCAUAUAGGAGUUUUUGAAUACCUUUUCCAAAAUGGUUCGUAAACUAAAGCAUCACGAAAAGAAACUCCUUCGCAAAGUCGAUCUCUACACCUACAAAUCCGAUAACAACCACCGCGAAACCGCCGUUCGCCAACGCUAUCACCUCCAAGGUCCCUUAGAUUAUAAGAAAUACAAUGCCCUCUGUGGCUCCCUGCGCCAACUGGCUCAUAAACUCUCCGCCAUAGACCCGGAGUCUUCCUUUCGCAAGGAUAUCGAGGCGCAGGUCCUAGAAAAGCUCUGGACGAUGGGAAUCCUAAAGCAAAAUCGAGAGCAGGGGGCAGGGCUGAGUAAGGUUGAGAGAGAAGUUACUGUGAGCUCGUUCGCGAGAAGGAGGUUAGGUGUUGUUAUGGCGAGGACGGGGAUGGUGGAGAACGUGUCCACGGCCGUCAAAUUCAUUGAGCAGGGGCAUGUGCGCGUUGGCACGGAAGUCGUCACCGAUCCUGCAUUCUUGGUCACGAGGAACAUGGAGGACUAUGUGACUUGGGUCGACUCGAGCAAGAUAAAACGGAAUAUCAUGAGCUAUCGGGAGAAACUGGACGACUUUGAUCUGUUAUGAUGACUUACGGUCUGCAUUGUUACGAGUGUAAUUUCUACGACCUAGCUGUGUUGAUAGGCUUCCAUCUGAAGCUUUCUUCCCUGGAUAUCGCCAUACAGGGACAGUGGGACGGAUUAGACCCGGUACACGGAAUUAUUGUUUAUUUUUGGGAUAGAUAAAUCUGAGCCUCGCUCGGUGGGCGUUUUGGGCGAAGCAUUGAGCUGGUUUGGGAUAUACCAUUUUAUGCAG
Molecule: messenger RNA, 1344 nt
Organism: Coccidioides immitis RS
Lineage: Eukaryota; Fungi; Ascomycota; Eurotiomycetes; Onygenales; Onygenaceae
Product: U3 small nucleolar ribonucleoprotein IMP3
Exons: 3
Coding region: 553-1116 (187 amino acids)
Biological process (GO): rRNA processing
Cellular component (GO): small ribosomal subunit; small-subunit processome; Mpp10 complex
Molecular function (GO): rRNA binding; structural constituent of ribosome; snoRNA binding
Source: RefSeq, a predicted model, not a curated record